Messenger RNA from Mus pahari (shrew mouse), 315 nucleotides. RefSeq names its product 60S acidic ribosomal protein P1-like. Lineage: Eukaryota; Metazoa; Chordata; Mammalia; Rodentia; Muridae. Gene Ontology annotation, molecular function: ribonucleoprotein complex binding; structural constituent of ribosome; protein kinase activator activity. Gene Ontology annotation, biological process: translational elongation; cytoplasmic translation. The record is from RefSeq and is a predicted model, not a curated record. The transcript has a single exon. Bases 1 to 315 code for a protein of 104 amino acids. Gene Ontology annotation, cellular component: cytosolic large ribosomal subunit; ribosome.
AUGGAUUCCGUCUCCGAGCUCGCCUGCAUCUACUCCGCCCACAUCCUGCAUGACGACGAGGACGAGGUGAUGGUCACGGAGGAUAAGAUCAAUGCCCUCAUUAAAGCAGCUGGUGUCAGCGUUGAACCUUUCUGGCCUGGCUUGUUUGCCAAGGCUCUGGCCAAUGUUAACAUUGGUAGCCUCAUCUGCAAUGUAGGGGCUGUUGGGCCCGCUCCAUCCACUGCUGCCGCCCCAGCUGAGGAGAAGAAAGUGGAAGCGAAGAAGGAAGAGUCCGAGGAAUCCGUAGAUGACAUGGGCUUUGAUCUUUUUGACUGA